Messenger RNA from Phymastichus coffea, 5992 nucleotides. It is a transcript of the gene Jarid2, whose product is annotated as protein Jumonji. The record is from RefSeq and is a predicted model, not a curated record. Gene Ontology annotation, cellular component: nucleus. Gene Ontology annotation, molecular function: DNA binding; histone demethylase activity. The transcript has 16 exons. Gene Ontology annotation, biological process: chromatin remodeling. The coding region runs from base 359 to 5962 and encodes 1867 amino acids. NCBI's taxonomy places the organism in Eukaryota, Metazoa, Arthropoda, Insecta, Hymenoptera, Eulophidae.
UCCUUGUCUCCACCGAUAAACAAAAAUCUCUUAUUCGUAGAUUAAUGCGCGUGUAUGCAUAUUAAAAGUGACUAAUUACGAGGAAGUUAUGUACCCAUGGUGUGUUGAAAAGAUAGGCACAGGACGCCUUUAAGACGACGAUAUGUGUGCGUUUUUUUGCACCGGAUAGCCAUUGCCCUUUUCACAGAGAUCACGUAUGUACGUAUAGUACUUGAGGAAGAGACAGUAAGAGAGGAGCUUGGAUUUUCACUGUGUCGUGUAGACAUGCUUCUUCUGUGCUGUUGUAUAGUUGCUGUGAAUGCUGAGUGAAAUACUGGCAUGAUGGACUAGUAACCAGCUUAGUUUUGAUCACUGAAAAAUGGUUUUAAGCCGAAAUGACAAGAGGAAAAGGAAAGAAGGAGAUCUUGUGGAUCUCAUGGAUCCACUUGCUGAACCUCCAAAAAAAACUAAAGUACAAGCACAAAGAAAAUUUGCUCAAGGUGCUGUCACUCCAACAUACAGUCCUGUAACUACUCCAGUAAAGGAGAAGGAAAAAGUCAAGCCUGUAGUAUUCACAGAGUUAAUUACGCACAAACGGCCAAACACAGAAGACUUUUUGACAUUUUUAUGUUUUCGAGGUACAUCAACACUACCUUCAAACCUUAAUUUUUUUAGCACAAGUCCCAAAAAAGUCAAAGCCAAUCAUGGAGCUAAAUCAACAAUAUCCAAAGCAAAUGGCGUGUGUGGUAAAACAUCCCAGAAUAAAAAUGAUAAUCAAUUUGCAGCAACUCAAAAACAAGCCAAGGAAAAGUCAGUUAGCUCUUCCAAAAAGCAACAAACAGAGCCAAAGGUACUCAAACUUAAGACCACAAAUCCAGCAAUUCAGGCGCUCAAGAAAAAGUACCAGGAGCAAAGACUAGCCAGAGAGAAUAAACUGAAGAAAAAAUUUAAACCGACAAACAUUAAAACUCGUUCGUGUCCCGAGCUUUUACCACCUGAAAAAUCUGUGGUAGUAUCUAAAGCGGCGAAGAAAAUCACACCAGUUAUUGAUAGUAGACGACGUGGGUUGAGAAGCACAGGUUUACUAGAAAGCGAGAAAAAAAGUUUACCAAUGAGGCCCUUAAAGAAACAAUUACCUGCAAAAUUGAAGAAAAAAAAACUGGCAAAAGAGGAGUCGUCGAGUGUCGACUCGUUCCCUGUGAAAAAAAAACCGCAACCGAAAGUAUUAACCAACAAACUUAUGCAUAAGAAACUAGUCGAGAAGAGCAAAAAAACUCUUCAGACUCGUCGUGUUACGCGUUCUCGUAUAGAUAAUUCGCCUCAAACACCAGCGAGGAGACCUACCAGGAAGACUAAAGAGGCUGCAGCCGUGUACAUGGAAAUCCUGGGUAGAAAGCUUGUUACUCCAGAUCUCGAAAACGACGAUAACAUGUCUCUUGAUAGUUUUCCGGAGCUUCCUAAUGCUAGAAAAAUCGCGCAAACGGAGAAUAAAAUUAAGGCUCAAGCCAAAUCGCUCAAAAACGGUUCUCAGGCUAAGGAAAAAGACAAGGAGAAAAAAGCGAUGAGUAAUAUUAGUGCCAAAGUAAUUAAAAAGAAAGUCAUCAGAGCAGUUCCUGUGUUGAAGAGUAAACGACCUGUCAAAGUGCAGAAAUACACAGAAUUGGAUACUGACGAAGAAUCGAUAAGUUCCGAGGACACGGAAGAAAUAGUCAAAAAGAUUCCCGUAGUCAAGAGGCGAUCGUUUGUCAAAGACCAAAAGCCUGAAAAUCGCAAAUUGAGAUCUACUCGAAGUCUUGUCGAUAAAUUGCCAAGUCCAAAAAAAAGUAUUACAAAGUUGAACGAUGUUCAAUUAAAUACGGCUGCUAACGAAGUGACGAAAGCAGUGAAAAGUUUGGAAUCAAUGACCACCACCAAGGCGAACAAAGAAGCUGCUGCUACGAAGGAUUUGCCAAAAGAAACUUUAAAAGAAAAGACCGCUCCCGUUGCAAAACGUAAACGUGAUUUGUUGCAGGCACUGAAGGAAAAGGAUACCCCGUUAAAAGCUUCGAAACUCGAGAUGUCAAAAAACAAAUCGACUAGCGAACCUAUCGUUGAUGAAGAUACAAUAAACUUGCAGAAAUCCAAGAAAAAAAAGGAUAACGAGAAAGACGAAAUAGCAAUAUCACCGAAACCAAAACCCACCAUCGUCGAAACACUGAAAAUACAAGAACCAACAAAAACAUCUGACGACGAGGAAUCAUUUCGUGGUUUUGCUAAACGACCAAUUCUCGACGACAUCCUCGACUGUAAGGCAAACGUGCUUAAGUCUAGUGGUGGCAUUUAUCCAUGCAUUAAGAGCGAUGCUAUCGCUGCUGUCAAGUUGGAGCCUGACUUUGGCGAACUUAAGGUAUCGUCGACGACAUCCUCGAUGCACAACAUAAUCGACAUUCCACGUGGUCUGAAUCAUCACGGACGCAAAGAGCGAGUAAACAUGUCAACAGAGCAAAUAGAAAAGUGGCUGAGCGAGAGUUCGCUAGCGAAAGAAGAGAGUAAGGUCGAGAUGGACAAGUACAUCCCGCCGCCGCCGCCACCAAGUCACGGUCACUUGUCGAUAUCACCGAAAAUCCAACACCUCGUCAGACCUGUUAACGUCACUCUGUCGAAGCUGUCGGACAGGAUGAAGAAUCGCCUGCCAAUGCCGAUGGUCACGAAACUGCCAACUGUGUUCCUGACCAAGCCGAAGGACAAGGAAGCCGAAAAAGAAGUGACGAAAGAGAAGGAGAAGGAACCGCCAGCCAAGGAAAGAGAGAAAAGAGCCGAGGAGAAGAAAGACGAAGCCAGCGCUGGUCUAACGAGGAAACUCAGCAAGGACUCGUCUUUUGGCGACGACACCGCGGACAGCGACGCGGUGUCGAAGUCAGAUGCAACCUCCGUGUGCGACUCGACGGAGAAAAAGUCGCUGGCCAGUAGCAGUUCGCCGGAGAAGAAUCGUGUUUUUUUUCACCAGGGCCGAAACAAGGUGCCCUUUCUGCCGAAAGUACGAGACCGCGGCAAGCCGCCCGCGAGCGCUCCCAACAACGCCUCGGCGUUCUCGCCCGAGAACGAAAGCAGCGUGUACGCCUUUGAAAGCGAGGCGGAGACGCCUGUGAGCACACCGUUCUUUCGUCGGAAGGCGCGCGACAGCGGCCAGAGGCACGAUGCAGGAGCUACUGAAAGUAAGGACAAGGUCAAUAAGGAAACGAACGAAGCGAGUGAGAAGGAGCCCCAAUCAACAGGGCAUUUAAACUCGCCGGUGGAAGCUCGGAAAGACGAAGAACAACAACAAGCACAAAAGUCACCUCCGCUGUCGGAAAGAACCGCAACCCCGAAGAGCUUCGAGCUUCCGAAAAGUUUCGCAGACUUGACAAACGUGCAGGUGUUACCACUAGACAAAUUAACAACAAGCUGGAGCAACGUCAAUUACAGCGCCUCAAUAGCCGUUCAAAUCAAUCUGGACGAGCAAAAGCAGCAGCAGCAGCAGCAUCAGCAGCAGCAGAAACAAGAACAGACGGCUCAGCAGCAAGAAGGCACAGCGGAGGUAGAGCCUAGUGCGAGUCACAAGAGUACCGAGAUAUCGACGCAAACGGACACCAACGCGGACAACGACGACGACGACAAUGGGCAAUUGUUUUACAUACCAUUACAAGCCGUCACGAGGAAUACCUCGGCUCAGGGUGGUCAGCAACUCAUUCAAGGCGUGGCCGUUAAAUUGGGCACUGAAGGACCCACUGGGCCAAAUCAGAGAGUACUUUUGAAGGCUAAGUUGGUGACCAAGCCACCGAUUUCUGUGGCGAGGUGUCCGCCUAUCGGUACUGUACAACCGACAGCGAGGACACCGCAGAAUGCUGAACAGCCCGAUGGACCGUCGACUUCGAAUGUUAAUGUUGCAGUGGUGGGUUUGAAAGCGGUGCAAAAGUUGGACAAAGAGACGAAGACUGUUACGAGCAUUGGUAGUAAACAGAUUCAUAAAACGUCGGGUACCGAAAAGCACGUCAAAUCUCUAAAAACCAAAGAAAGACGAGCAUCCGUUGACAAUGUGAAAUCAAGCAAAAAAUCACAGCCGAAGAAACCAAUUGAAGUCGUAUUGCCCACUAACAAUACGAUAUUCCCGAAAACUAAAGAAUUAAAUGAAGAAGCUCGCCUGGUUGAUGCCCCGAUAUUUCGACCAACGGAGAAAGAAUUUCAAGACCCUUUGGAGUACAUCGACAAAAUUCGACCGAUCGCUGAGAAAUUUGGCAUUUGCAAGGUUGUCCCACCUUCUAAUUUCAAGCCGGAAUGCAAAGUAUCCGACGACAUGCGUUUCACUGCCUACAAUCACUACGUGCACCGAAUGUUAAAUCGUUGGGGUCCCAACGUCAAAGAGCUCAUGGCUAUAAAGAAAUAUUUAGCCACGCAGAGUAUAAGUUUAACUCAACCACCUUGGAUCGGUGGUAUGGAAGUAGACCUACCUCACUUGUAUCAAAUCGUACAAAAUCUUGGAGGAUUAAAAGAAGUUAUCGAGAAAAAGAAAUGGCAAAAAGUCGCGGAUGGUAUGAAAAUACCAAGAUCGGCUCAAGAUCGCGUUACUAAGUUAGAUGAUAUUUAUUGCAAAUAUUUACUUCCUUAUGAUACUCUGUCGCAAGACGAAAGAGAUAAGCUUUUCAAAGACGUAGAAACUGACUGGGCAAAACGAGAAAAAAGAGACAGGCAGGAUUCUCAAUCGACUGACACUGAAGACGACGAGGAAGAGGACAAUACCGAAGAGAUUGAGGAGUGUAUUGUAAAAGGCCGCAAUAUGCCACUGAACGCAUUUUACAGAAUCGCACGUAACACUCAACGCAUGUGGUUCGGUGACAAUCAGCGCAACGAGAUUGAGGGUGCUUCGGCCGAUGAGGUAGAGGUGGCAUUUUGGAAGCAUGUAGUCGAGAAAAAACGUCACGUGUGCGUACAUGCCGCCAGCAUCGAUUCAGGUGGACGAGGUUUUGGAUUUUCCGUAGCUAAAAAUAGCCCAUUCGCACGACAUCCUUGGAAUUUGAAGAUUCUUACGAAUAAUGCUGGUUCGGUGCUUCGAGCACUUGGCCCGCAGAUGGGUGUAACAGUACCAACCCUUCACGUAGGAAUGUUGUUUAGUGCAUGUUGUUGGUAUCGUGAUCCACACGGGUUACCUUGGAUCGAGUAUUUACACACAGGUGCUAAGAAAAUCUGGUAUGGUAUACCAGACGAACAAAACAAUACUUUCCGCAAAGCCUUUACUAAAAUGUUUCCACGCUACUGUAAGAACAAAACCAUUUGGUUACCUUCCGAUACAGCUAUGGUACCACCUGAUAUGUUGGUUGCUAAUGGUGUACCGCUGUGUCAAACGAUACAAGAGCCUGGACAGUUUAUCGUUGUGUUCCCAAAAGCUUUUACUUCUAGCAUUUGCACUGGCUAUGUGGUAUCCGAAAGCGUCUAUUUCGCGCAGUCAUCAUGGCUUGAAGCUGCCGAACAAGUUUUUCGGGAUAUACAUGAUAGCUGUGAGCCUUCAAUAUUUUCAUUUGAAAGACUGUUAUUUAGCAUAAUCAAUGAUUCUAGAUCUCAUAUUGAUGUACUUAAACAGAUUUUACCAACUGUUAUUAAAGUUUGUAAUAAAGAAAUAGAAAAUCGCAAAAAAUUGAAAGAACUGGGUCUCGUGAAUACAGAAAAACUGUCACUACCAGAGAAUGAGAAGAAGGGAAAGAAUAAAAAGGUCGUGGAAGAUGAAGGUGAUUACGAAUGUGAUACAUGUCGAGCAAAUUUAUUUGUAUCUUUAGUAAGCAACCCCACGGAUGAGAGUAUCUUUUGCCUAACUCAUGGUAUUCACUAUGUAGAGAAGAAGAAGCAAGUUGUAAAGAAUUGCACGCUUAUGUAUACGUACAGUGAGAGCGAAUUAAACGAUCUUAUUCACAAACUAAAGAACAGGAUCGAAGCCAAAUCUAAGAAGACUAAUCAAACAAAACAUGCUAAAUAGAUGAACGUGAAUUAUUUAUUUAAAUAGAUG